Sardina pilchardus (European sardine) is the source of this 1133-nucleotide messenger RNA. It is a transcript of the gene fkbp6, whose product is annotated as FKBP prolyl isomerase 6. The transcript has 8 exons. Gene Ontology annotation, biological process: piRNA processing; spermatogenesis. The record is from RefSeq and is a predicted model, not a curated record. Bases 175 to 1098 code for a protein of 307 amino acids. Gene Ontology annotation, molecular function: Hsp90 protein binding; peptidyl-prolyl cis-trans isomerase activity. Gene Ontology annotation, cellular component: cytoplasm. Lineage: Eukaryota; Metazoa; Chordata; Actinopteri; Clupeiformes; Clupeidae.
GCUGGGUAUUUGAAUUGUCGCUGACAUCACACUCUCGAGCUAAAGGUCUAAACAAGCUAAAAGCCAUCUUUCAGUGGCUUUACCCAAAUUGACAGACAGCAACCUACAGACUUAUGUCUGUAUCAUAGCAGUCUGUAUUUCCAGGUUUAACUGACAUUGAAUUACAGUGAAGCCAUGCAGAGGCCAUUCGAACGUCUUGCGGCCCAGAUGCAAGAUCUUUUGGGAGAUGGAGGAAUUUUGAAAAAGGUUAUUCAGCCUGGAGAAGGACCUCUUAUCCCAAGGGAUGCGUCAGUAUCAGUAAAUCUUUCGGGAUAUCUUGAAUACUGUGAUGACCCGUUCGAGACCACCAACAAAUUGAAACAUCCUAGAAUGAUGAAGCUAGGAAGAGAUGUGACACUGUGGGGACUGGAAGUAGGCCUCCUGACCAUGAAGAAGGGCGAGUUGGCCCACUAUCUCUUCAAGCCCAAAUAUGCAUAUGGGGACAUGGGCUGUCCUCCUCUGAUACCAUCAUCUGCCACCGUGUUUUAUGAAGUUCACGUGAUUGACUUCUUGGACUCAGCCAAGGUUGACGAAUUCUUUGCAAUGUCACCGGAGGAGCAGAAUGAUGUCCCUUUGGCCGCACUCCUUGACGUCGUCAAUACACAGCGCUUUUUCGGCAAUCGCUGCUUCAGGCAGAGUCGCUAUGAGGAUGCCAAAGACCGCUACAAACAGGGCGUGACGCUCCUUGAGAACCGCGAGGUGCUGAGAGAGGAGGAGAAGCGCAGCGUUGAGGCAGCACUGGUGGGCAUUCUGCUCAAUCUUUCGCUGACCUACUUUCGACUGGAAAGGCCGACCACAUCCUUGAAGUAUGGGCAGAGGGUCUUGGAAAUGGAUCCCAACAAUACCAAAGCACUCUACCGCUGUGGCCAGGCUUACCUUGAACUUGAGGAUCAUGAAAAGGCUGCGGAUUUCCUCACAAAGGCACAGAUAAAAAUGCCAUUCAACAAGGACAUCAACAACCUACUGCUGAAACUACAAGAGUCCUACAGUAAAUGCUUGGAGAAAGAGAAAGAAAUGUGCUCCAAGAUGUUUGCAAACCUGAAAAUGUCAAGACACUGAGAGUAAAAGAAGGGUUCACCUAAGCAAAUUUUGUU